AUGGCUCCAAAUUUUGGAACGAACAUAAUUGGUAGUGGAAAGUGUUCAAAUGUGAGCGGAUUAUUUGAAGAGCCGUUUAUCGGAGUUCCAAAAAUUGUCCAGUUCAUAACGCAAGAUUGUCAGGCAUACUUUAACAACCCCACGCAACAGUCCAAAUGCAAACAAAUGGCAAACAAUAUCUACGCAGUUCUGGUAGCAUCACCUAACAAAAAUAUGACGCAUAAGAUGCAUUUGACCGCUGAUAUCGUAACCGUUUAUAUAUUCAACGAUCCAAUGCCACCGUUACGCAAAAAAUUUGUGCAGAACGCAACGCUAGGAACAUGGGGAACACUCGAAGAACUUCUGAAUUGCACAAAGAUGGCAACACCGAGUCAAACACCAUCACAGAGCGAUUGUUCAGAUAUUAAAAGCCUGGUGACUCCUCUAGUACAAGGUGCUAAUCCACCAAUAGUCUACUAUCUGAAAGAAGGCGCAACGCCAACGUAUCCAUCAAACUGUAGUCAAGCCGAUCGAUUGUUCAUUCCUCGAAACAACUCUCCACUUGUUAAAUAUUUAAUCGAAGGUAAAAUUACCUGUCGAACGAGCAAUCAUCCUUAUUUUGUCCUCCAUGAACUACCUUCAAUAAAAUAUCUCUUCAAGGAGCAGAGGUUUGAAAAUGUGAACAUGUGUGGAAUGGUUGAAUGUUAUGAAAUCGAGUAUAUGAAUCUCUCGACGAAUCCAAUUCAAAAUCAGACAUAUCCGAUGAUAGCGAAUUACCUUGCGACCUGUCUUUUCUCUCUGUGUGGGCGCAGGUGUACCCAUCCCCAUGUUACUCUAUGUUGA
Anisakis simplex (herring worm) is the source of this 822-nucleotide messenger RNA. The record is from the annotation of a GenBank genome assembly. Lineage: Eukaryota; Metazoa; Nematoda; Chromadorea; Rhabditida; Anisakidae.